Molecule: messenger RNA, 3873 nt
Organism: Corticium candelabrum
Lineage: Eukaryota; Metazoa; Porifera; Homoscleromorpha; Homosclerophorida; Plakinidae
Exons: 1
Coding region: 1659-2660 (333 amino acids)
Source: RefSeq, a predicted model, not a curated record
GGCCGUGAGAGCGGCAGGAGAGUUGAUUUGCUGAUCUUGUGUGGAGUGUCGUUGAUGUGAUAGAUUGUGUUUGUGUUGGUUAAGUGUGACUUACAUGCACGGGCUUGGGUUGUUGCUCUCGUUUUCCAUGAAAUGGAGUUCUGAUUGGUUAAUAAGUUUAAGAUGAGGAGCAGAACGAAGAUGGAUUGUAAAUACAUAGACAGACAGACACAUAGGCAGAUAUGGGAGACAGACAGGCAGAUAUAAUUAAACGCGAUCGAUGUUUGUUCCAGUAUGGGUCCCUUUGAAGAGCAAUAAUUAGCAUUUGUGUGAGUCGUAGUAAUCAUUUAUGAAAAUAUGUAUUAACAAACAGACGGACAGACAGAUCCCGGAUGUCGGAUGGUGCGGCCGCGAAUUUUGAACGCUUUCAGGCAUGCCAUGUCGCAAUUGGAAAGUUGUCCUUUCCCGUGUUACUCCAUUUUACGGGCUUUUGAGAAGGGUUCUCUACGAGAAGCUCACAACGUGGGAGAUCUGCCGAGUGAGUUCACCAACCGUUGCAUUUUGGGAGUUCAGCAAUGCCAGUUCUGCCGAAAAUGGUUCCUAAAGUUGGGUCAGCACCAGCCUCAGUGCAAACAACGCCAGAGAACAUCAAUUCCGAUUCCACAUCGAAGUAUCAGUCCUCCUUAUCGGCGCCCCUUUGAGUACCAUCAGAGUCGUCUGUUCAGUCGUCUUUCUUGUCGCCUCUUGUUCAGAAUUUGCUCUCAUCACCUUCAAUGGUUGAUGAACCUAUACACAGGGGUGUUGUUACCUGGGCAACAGAGCCAAACUUUGCUCCAGACACGAAUCCUUUGGCUCCAGAAUAACAGUGAAACUAAACAUUUAAUUAAUGUGUCCCUAUGCUGGAGUCCAAUCUCUAUCAAUGCCAUGUUACAGUCUUGACUCUGGGUCCUACAAGGCUAAAAGGAAGAUGAUGGCUGAGGGUACCAUAACAGCACGUGUAUGCAGAUUGCCAGUUGUGACCAGAGCUGACACUAGUGCGCAGCAAGCCCUGGGUGUUCCAGGGCGUUAGGCACUGUCUCCAGGUACCGGGCAGCAACACCCAAAUUAGGCUUCAAAAUUGACGACCACCUGCAACCCUGAUAUUACGUGCAUCUUUUGUCGAAGGUAUUGAUGCUUUAGAUCCAGAAUCGCUCGUUUGGGACUUUACCCGGGGAAUUUCCUUCGACUAUUUCCUCAGCGAAGCGCCACCAACAACCAUCAAAACUAUCAAACCUAGUUUGAAAGCCUCUUCUCUGGAUUGCUGUUCUUUCGCCUUAAUUAAAGAAAAUCAGGCAACAACCGCAAGAUUACAUGACAUUGAAGCUCCUGAUGUUGCUGCUUCGGAUUCUCCUUCGUCCUCCCGCGAGAGGAGGCAAAGUUACAGAGAAAAGUUCUUAGAUUCAACUACGACAAGUUACUCGCUUUCAAUAGGGAAGAUCUUCAAAUUUCACCUCCUCCAAGCCGCCAGCAAGCUACAGAUCGUUUGUAUGCUUACCUGGUUAGGAUGGGUGAGCUUUCACGAGCAGCUAAAGCACUUACCAGUUCAGGAUUGGCUUCAGCCAAUGAGGAGAAAACAAGCAAGUUGGCCACUAAGCACUCGAAACCAAGCAGUGACCUAAGUGGAGUACAUCCAUCAAAUAAUGAAGGGGUUAUUCUUAAUAAAUCAAUAUUCUACACAUCGCCAGCAUCCUCGUGGGUCUAACUCGGGUCCUUCUGGGUGGCGAUUUGAACAUCUACGUCUACUGAUGGACAAUGCGGGAACUGCAGAGGAUAUUUACUUUGCUGCUACUGGCAUAGCAGAAGGAAAGCUUUCUAAGUCAGCUUGCAAGUUAUCUUCAUCAGCUCGACUUGUUGCCCUUUCUAAAUCGUCAGUUAAUAUGCGACCGGGUGCUAUUGGUAAAGUGUUACGAUGUGUCACUGCGAAGACUAUCUGCUGCCAGCUGAAACAAUCACUUUCCAAGUUCUUUGCCCCAAUACAAUAUGGUGUAGCAACAGAUGGCGGAUCUGAGCUGGUUGUAAACCACAUACUUCUUCUCCAGGAAUCUAACAAACAUUGGUCACUUCUAAAAACAUGUCAUGUCAAAAAUGCCUUCGACUCCAUCACAAGGUCAUAUUUGAUGCAGAUGAUACACAAGUAUUUUCCAGAAAUAUACAACCACGUGUUCCAGAUGUUCUCUGAUAGCAAUCCACUAAGUCUCCAAAUGCUCAAGAAGAUAGCAUUAGUCAUCAUCUGCAGCAGUAUGUGUCUGUGUCCAGGUCAGGUUCUGACAGACUUCGCCUCUAACACCGAAAGACUUCAGCAUAAGUUGAAUGAUAAGCAAACAAAAUUUCAAGUUCAGUACAUGAUUGACAAUUCUUCAAUCAAGGACGCAACUCGUUUGAGAUUCCUUCAAGGAAAGGGCUCUGGAGCUUGGCUAGACGCUAUUCCCACCUCAAGAAAGCUUGCAAUUUCUUCUGGAUUAUUACACUUGGCAACAUUCAUGACUCUGUCAUUGAGGUUGGGUUUGCGUUUGCCACUGCCUCAGUCUGUAAUUGAAUGUGAUUGCGGAAAACACGGGGAACCUAUGCAUACCACCUCGUUACAUGCAAGACAGGACUUUGGUCACACAACACAAUGGUCUCUACUUGGACCAAAUGUUUGAAACGUGUGUCACUUCUUCACACUAUUGAGCCAAGAGACUGUUACAGCAGCUCUCAAUUCAGACCUGACAUAGCUGUCCAUAAUGCAACUGACUUCAACGUUGAACUUGACAUCUCUCUGGUACACUCGUGGAGCUCAGAAGUAAGUUCACGUGCAGCCACACCGGAUGGAUCAGCAGCUUCAAAAAAAGAGAAGAAAGUAGAGAAGUACAGCAAAGAAAGGCACACUGGUGGAGGUUCUCCUUGCUUGAUUCCCUUGGUUUUCGAACAUUUCGGACAUUGGGGAACAGCGGAGAGAACUAUCUCAACCAGAUCUCACUAAGAUAGCGUGAUGAAGAUGGAACAGAAAAUGGAUCACCUUGAAAGACUCCUAUGUUGUAGCAAAGUGGAGAGGUAGACCACUGUUUUGUAGUAAUAACUCUGUAUGAUAGCUACAAAGAUCAGAUGGCUGUUCGUUAGAGUUUUUCUCUACGACCACUAUGGUCGUUUAUCUUGAACUCAUAGUGUUAUAGGUAGCCUUUCUGUAUUAGCGUUGAUGUUUUCAAUAAAUGUUCUUUGACAGACAGAGAGACAGACAGACAAACAGACAGACAGACAGAUAAUUUAUUCUCAUAUAGAUUCAUGAUACAUACAGAUAUAGACAGACAGAUCAGACAAACAUUUACGAAAAGGCCUGAGAGACUAAGACUACCACGGUCAAUCAACAGACGUUUGUCAGUCAGUUCGUUUGUCAGUCUGUUUGUUUGUUGGUUUGUAUGUUGUCUGACGGUCUGCAUGUCUGUUUGUGCGUCCGUUUAUUCGUCUAUUUGUUUGCCUGAUUGUGUAAUAACUUGUGUGCAUUCGCUUGUCUGGCUGUUUGGUUGUGUUUAUGUGUCACUUUGUGUUUUUAUGCGUUUCUGUGUUUUACCAUCCAACAAUAAUGUUGACGCGCAGUGACGUAUCUUUUCUAGUGGUUUGUUGUGUGUGUGAGCGCGUGCGCGCGUGCAUGUUCAGGUGUAUGCACGUGUGUACUAUGUGUUUGUGCACGUGCGUCUCUGUUCAUGUACAUGUGCGUAAAGAUGUCACACACAUGAACGCUCCUAUGCUGACAUUCAUGAUCAUUAGUGCUCAUUCGCCUACUUCCCGACGUGUCUUCUUCUAAUCUCUAAAUUCCAGCUUACCUUCACACCCAACUACACAGUUACUCUACUGUCAAGAGUUAUUUUUCUUUUUAUU